Messenger RNA from Paramecium primaurelia, 513 nucleotides. The record is from the annotation of a GenBank genome assembly. Lineage: Eukaryota; Ciliophora; Oligohymenophorea; Peniculida; Parameciidae.
AUGAAAUAGGAAGAGCAUAAAUGGAAUGAAAAAUUAUGGAAACCUAUAAUCAGGCCUCAAAGAUAUUCCUAUUAACUUAGUGGCCUUGGAAGUGAAUCUUUUAUGGUUCAAGGUAUUAUAGUAAAAAGAUUUGACUUUACAAUAAAAAAUAAUCGUAAUCUCAUAUUGCAAUGCAGGUUAUAUUUAGAAAUAUAUUAGUUUAUUUGAACCAAUUAAAUUAAUGGAUAAGCCACAUCCUUGCAUCAUAUAUCUUCAUGGAAAUUCAGGAAGUAGAAUAGAAUCGCAUUCAAUUAUUGAUUAUGUGAUUCCAUCCUAUAUUUCAGUAUGUGGAAUUGAUUUAUCUGGUAUAUAAUUACUAUAAUAAAUAAGGAUCUGGAUAAUCAUAAGGAGAAUAUAUAUCCUUGGGUUAUUGGGAAUCUUAAGAUGUUUAGUGUCUGUAUAAUUAUUUGAGAGAAGAAAAAGUAUUCAUGUUAUCGACUAAAAAUGAGUAAUAUAACAUCAAUUGGAUUGUGG